AUGGAUUUUGUAAUGUUUGUUUUUUUGUCUGGGUUUUUGCUCCCAGGGGUUAGCCAUUUGAAGUCCAGUAUAGAACAGUCACUUGACGUAUCUUCAGAUGACGAACAUUAUUAUGCAGAUGAAGACAAUACAGCUGGUGAUGAUAAUAAUCUCCUUCUACUUGAAGAUGAAAAAGCUCCAGAGAGUAAGCCUAUCAUACACACAACAGAAGACAGUGAAGAAAAUCCUCCUGCUAAUGAGAAAACUGGCAACUAUUAUAAAGACAUAACGCAGUAUGUGUUCACCACACAAAAUACAAACGGCACCGACUCUGAAAUAUCUGUGAAAGCCACAACUGAUCUGAGGUUUGCACUGAAGAACUAUAAGCUCCUCAAUGCAACUACAGCUGAAAAACGUGCCAGUGAGGAAGACGAAUCUAAUGCACUCGCGCCUAAAAAUUUGCAAACAUCAACCCCCAAUGUGCCUGCAUUUUGGACAAUGUUAGCUAAAGCUAUAAAUGGAACAGCAGUGAGACUAGAUGAUAAAGAUCAACUCUUUCAAGCAAUUCCAGGCUCUGAUUUGAAUACUACAAACGAAGAUAAACUGUCAAAGCUAGAGGAAAUCAAGCUCAAAUUAAUGUUGGGCAUCUCCCUGAUGACCUUCAUCCUUUCAGUUCCUCUCUUGAUAUUCUGUUUUGCCACACUGUACAAACUGAGACACCUAAGUGACAAAAACUAUGAAAGUCAGUACACCAUCAACCCGGAGCUGGCGACUCUGUCUUACUUCCAUCCGUCCGAAGGUGUAUCGGACACAUCUUUCUCCAAAAGCGCAGAGAGUAGCUCCUACUGGGGGAACACUUCAGACAUGAGAAGACCAGACACAAAAAAGUCAAAAUCUAAACUUAUGGAAACUUCUGCAGGCUCAGCUGACACAGGCUUAAAUGAGGAGCCCAACUUCCUUCCCCGUGAGGAGCCCUUCCUUGCCCCAGAGGAGGAGCUGAAUGUGGGAGACCUUGAGGACCUGGGUGAGAUGAUUGAGGCAGCCCCAGCUGGGGAAGGCAAUGAGGAACCAGUUGAGGAAGUCAAUAUUGAGUAGUACAGAUCUUUGUGUCUCACACAAAGGGCUUAAUUUUGAAACAGCAAAUUUCAGAGACAUCUACAUUUUCUGGUGACUU
Molecule: messenger RNA, 1153 nt
Organism: Nannospalax galili (Upper Galilee mountains blind mole rat)
Lineage: Eukaryota; Metazoa; Chordata; Mammalia; Rodentia; Spalacidae
Gene: Eqtn
Product: equatorin
Exons: 8
Coding region: 1-1074 (357 amino acids)
Biological process (GO): fusion of sperm to egg plasma membrane involved in single fertilization; acrosomal vesicle exocytosis; endocytosis
Cellular component (GO): plasma membrane
Source: RefSeq, a predicted model, not a curated record